ACUAAAUCUAAAUUUUGUUCAUUAUUCAUUAUUAUCAUUCAUGCUCUGUUAGUGAAGCAAGAAAUCAUUUGCAUUUGUGCCGUUGUAACUGUUCGAACAAAAUAUAAAGCGAAUCUAAUUAGAAUGAUCUAUUUUGUGAUGUUAAUCAGUGCUGACAUAACAUAUAAAAAUAAUAGUGUUGCGAAUGUGACCGAAAGUUAACUUUCAGAGGAUACAAACGUCAAUUUGAACUAUUUAAAUUAGGAAAAGACAGAGAGAGAGAGAGAGAGAGAGAUAUCCAACGAUGAGAAGAAAGAAAAGCGUUAACAGUAGGCCAAUGCAAUCUAGCAACUAUUUUUAUAGCUCUCCCAAUUAUUUCUUUGACUAUAAGAAACCAGUCACUUGGACUAAUCAUGUGGUACAUUAUCAACAACAAGAACUUUCAAAUCAAAAAAUUGAACAACGUAACAAAAAUCGUAUGGCCCAUGUAAUGCCAUGGCUUCUUUCAAUGUCUCUUCUUGGUUUUCAACAAUUUGCAGCUCAUCCUAGUGUUGCACCAAUUUCACGAGAACUCGAGGCACCUAUUUUUCCUCUUAGCGACACGUCAGCAGGUAAUUUGAUAUCGCACGAAGAAUUAUCCACUCAAACUUCGUGUAAUUCUCAUGGGAAUUCAUUGGAAACUAAAUUAAUAGGAUCAACCGAAAAAAGUAAUAUCCUUUAUGGCUCUACCCCAAUUACGAUAGGUGGAUUUUUCAAACCCCAUAAUCGUGAUAACCCGUUAGCCAUUGGCGGUGAUGUCUUUAGAAACGAAGCCCAUUCGAUAAAUCAAUUGGAAUUUCAUGGAUUUAAUUAUGAUCCAAAUAACGAGCCAGUCGAAGACGAAUAUGUUGGACCAGCGAUGAGUCUGGUGUACGCUUGGUCGACCGUAGACUUUGAAUUCGACAGUAUCGAGGAACGAGAUGAAGCCAUAUUUAAUGGUGAUUACAUAGCUGAAAAUAAUUUACCAUUAGGAUUAGACAUUUAUGAAAACAAAGUAUUCAUUACUCUUCCAAAAUGGAAGGAAGGAAUACCAGUUACAUUGGCAACCGUUCCAAGAUAUUCCCAAACAAAAAGUCCAAAAUUGAAACCAUAUCCUAAUUGGGAUUGGAAUAAAUCUGGUAAUUGUGAUGAUCUAACGUCAGUGUUUCGGUUGCAAGUUGACGAAUGUGAUCGUCUUUGGGUUUUGGAUUCUGGAGUGACAAAUAUUGCGGAUAAACCAACGCAGACUUGUCCACCGGCUCUCUUUAUUUUCGAUCUUCGAACUGAUACGUUGAUCAGGAAAUAUACUUUACCACCAGAACAAGUCAAACAAGAUUCUUUGUUUACGAAUAUAGUGGUCGAUGUAAGAGAUGGAGAUUGUGGCGGAGCAGUAGCGUAUCUUUCGGAUGUCUGGAGAUUCGGUAUUGUCGUGUAUGACUUAUACAAAGAUUCAUCAUUCAGAUUCGAACAUCAUUUUUUCUUUCCCGAUCCUUUGGCUGCCAAGUACGAGCUCCAUGGUAUUAAAUUUCAAUGGACUGAUGGAAUAUUUGGUAUUGCACUCAGUCCUAUCGAUAUUCACAACGAUAGAACCCUGUUCUUUCAUCCCAUGUCGAGUUUCAGAGAAUUUGCCGUCUCCACGUCUGUCCUUCGAGACAAGAGAAUGAUCGAGCAUAAUAUUGAUAAGUUCAUACCGAUUGGAAGACCAAGAGCUAAGGAUUAUGGUCAUUCAUCAGGUUCCGUUGUUGAUAGAAAUGGUGUAAUGUUCUUUAACAUGGUUACUCGUGACUCCGUAUGGUGUUGGGACACCAGAAAAGAAUAUAUACCUCAAAAUUUAGGUGUCAUAGGUACCAGUAACACCUCGUUAGUAUUUCCUAACGAUAUUAAGGUCGAUCACGAGGAAAAUCAAAGCGUUUGGAUGAUCUCCAAUAGAUUACCAAUGUAUCUUUAUGAAAAUUUAGAUAGUAGCAAGAUAAAUUUCCGAAUCUUCAAGGCACAUGUUACGGAUGCGGUUAAAGACACUAUCUGUGAUCCUGAUCACGUAGUACCUGAUUAUGCUCAGGGUUAUGACGAAAUUUGUUGAAUGUUAUUAAGAAACUCAUGUAAAACCUUUUCUAAUUUGACAAA
Messenger RNA from Polistes dominula (European paper wasp), 2121 nucleotides. Its product is annotated as L-dopachrome tautomerase yellow-e3. Gene Ontology annotation, cellular component: extracellular region. The record is from RefSeq and is a predicted model, not a curated record. Lineage: Eukaryota; Metazoa; Arthropoda; Insecta; Hymenoptera; Vespidae.